Molecule: messenger RNA, 1406 nt
Organism: Suillus plorans
Lineage: Eukaryota; Fungi; Basidiomycota; Agaricomycetes; Boletales; Suillaceae
Exons: 21
Coding region: 157-1173 (338 amino acids)
Source: RefSeq, a predicted model, not a curated record
UCAUGACUACAUUAAACCCUCUUAAACCCGUUCUCUUCGCCUGUCUUCAACCUCAGUUCGUUUUUCCUCCCGCUCGCUAUUUCUUCAUACUUUGUGCCCUCUUUUAUCCUUUCCAUAUUUCGAUUCUUCUUCUUACACACAGACUUCCUGUGCAAUAUGCUUAGCGUGCCUGCGACAUAUGGCGCCCUCCUUCUCGGCGGUUUCGUGGCCUCUGCACUUUCGGGGAUCGUUACAGUACAAUCAUUCGUUUACUUUAAGCUAUACCCCACAGAUCUACCCUGGAGGAAGGCCAUCGUUGCCGUGAUAUGGGCAUUGGAUAGUGUUCAUACUGCACUGGUUUGUGCAUCGAUAUGGAUUUAUCUGAUACAGAACUUUGGCGAUACAUCGAACAUAAAUGAUAUACCCAACACCGUGGCAAUGACAAUAGCACUGACUGCAAUAUUGACGUUCAUUGUCCACUGCUUUUUCGCCCAUCGCAUACACAAACUGAGCCAUUGUGAUUGGCGCAUCACCGCCCCUCUUUUGGUCUUCGCAUUUUUGCGGUUAUGUUCUGCCUCUGUAACGACGGCUGAAAUGAUUCAUCUGAAGACCUUCACAGAGUUCAAGCGGGAGUUCCGAUGGGUUUUCACGUUGGGUCUUGCACUGUCAUCUCUCGUCGACGUUCUUAUUGCGGUGUUCCUUUGUCACUCAUUGCGAGCUAACCGCAAAGCUUCUUCGAGUAUGGACUAUGUCAUAAAUUCCGUCAUCUUGUAUACAUUGGAGAACAAUUCCCUCACCAGUGCCGCAACCGUCGUCUCCAUGAUUUGCUGGCUUGUAAUGCCUACCAACCUCAUUUUCAUGGGACUGCAUUUCGUCAUCAGUAAAUUGUAUGCGAACUCCCUGUUGGCUACAUUGAACGCUCGGAAGCAACUCCGGCAAGAGCGAGCCCAGAGGGGCUUGUCAGCAGAACUCCCUUUGGCAUUCCCGGGCUUGGCGCCGUCAAAUCGCUUCCACUCAAACCACCAUAACUGCUCGCGGGUGGAUCCUAUUGGAACCAAGCUGGAAAUCAACGUCGAGAAAACCGUGGAGUAUGAGGUAGAUGCAGACAUCGUGACGAGUCAUUCUCCAUCUCCUUCGACAAUCUCUCCGAAAGCUUGCUGCCACCCAUCUGAAGCGAUCUCACAAAUGGCUUAGUUCGCAACCUCCUGGACCCCUUUUCAUCCUAUUGUCGUACCGUAAAUCUUCUUUUAUAUAUGUCCAUCUCUGGCUGUCAAUCAUUUCUACACCUGUCUUUAUCGAAGAGCUGUACUACCUUCCUUGCUAUGUAGCAACACACAUCGUCCCACAUCUAAUAGUAUCUCUGCGUUGUCUGUUGACUGCAUUAAUUUAUGUGAAAGAGCGACGUUCAGCAAAUCAUGCACUUCAAG